AUGGAAGAUAUCAUCAUCGGCGUGGUGGCUCUUGCCGUGGUUCUCCUCUUCUUCCUCUACCGAAAACCGAAUGCAAAACGGUACAAGCUGCCUCCGGGUCCACUGGGGCUUCCGGUGAUCGGAAACCUCCACCAGCUUCAAAACCUUAACCCGCAACGCUUCUUCUAUGGAUGGGCCAAAAAAUACGGACCAAUCUUCUCAUACAAGAUAGGUUGCAAAACAAUGGUGGUGAUAUCUUCGGCCGAGCUAGCCAAGGAGCUACUCAAGACGCAAGAUGUCAACUUUGCGGACCGGCCUCAGCACCGUGGCCACGAGGUAAUAUCCUAUGGCCGGCGAGACAUGGCAUUGAACCAUUACACACCUUAUUACCGAGAGAUAAGGAAAAUGGGCAUGAACCAUUUGUUCUCACCCACACGUGUGGCCACCUUUAAACACGUGCGGGAGGAGGAAGCUAGGAGGAUGAUGGUGAAGAUCGGCAAGGCCGCGGAGAGAUCCGAACCGGUCGAUAUAAGCGAGCUUAUGUUGACUUUCACAAACUCAGUCGUGUGUAGACAAGCGUUCGGGAAGAAGUACAAUGAGGACGGGGAAGAGAUGAAGAGAUUCAUUAACAUUCUUUAUGGGACUCAAAGUGUUAUGGGGAAGAUUUUUUUCUCUGAUUUUUUCCCAUUUACUGGAUACGUUUUCGAUGAUUUGACAAACCUCACGGCUUAUAUGAAGGAGUGUUUUGAAAGGCAAGACACUUAUUUACAAGAGAUUAUCGAUGAAACGCUUGAUCCCAAUAAGAUCAAGCCAGAAACCGAGAGCAUGAUCGAUCUCUUGAUGCAGAUCUACAAAGAUCAACCUUUUGCCUCCGAGUUCACUAUAGACAAUGUCAAAGCCGUGAUCUUGAAUAUAGUGGUGGCGGGAACGGACACGGCGGCUGCCGCGGUUGUAUGGGGGAUGACUUAUCUAAUGAAGUACCCUCAAGUGAUGAAGAAAGCUCAAGCUGAAGUGAGAGACUAUGUGAUAGAAAAAGGGUUAACGUUCAUUACUGAAGACGACGUCAAGAACCUUCCUUACUUCAGAGCCUUGGUUAAAGAAACCCUAAGGAUCGAACCGGUGAUUCCUCUCCUUGUCCCUCGUGCUUGCAUUCAGGACACCAAGAUCGCCGGUUACGACAUCCCCGCAGGGACCACGGUCAAUGUCAACGCAUGGGCGGUGUCACGUGACGAGAAGUACUGGGGACCCAACCCUGACGAGUUCAGGCCCGAGAGGUUUCUUGAGAAGGACGUUGACUUCAAAGGCACGGACUACGAGUUCAUACCUUUUGGAUCGGGCCGGAGAAUGUGCCCUGGAAUGCGUCUUGGCGCAGCAAUGCUCGAGGUACCGUACGCGAAUCUUCUCCUCAACUAUAACUUCAAACUUCCUAAUGGAAUGAAACCAGAAGAUAUCAACAUGGAUGUUAUGACUGGUCUCGCUAUGCACAAGUCAGAGCAUCUCAAGCUUGUCCCGGAGAAAGUGAACAUUAAGUGA
This is a messenger RNA of Arabis nemorensis, 1512 nucleotides long. The record is from the annotation of a GenBank genome assembly. Lineage: Eukaryota; Viridiplantae; Streptophyta; Magnoliopsida; Brassicales; Brassicaceae.